CCCAAAUUUUGUCAACAAUCAACAAACGAAUCAAACGAUUUUUGAUUUUUUAUUUAUUUAAUCUGCCAGAUCACUAAAGAAUGUCUUCUGAGCUUGAUAAUUGGAUUGAAAUAGCAAAAGAGUGUAAAUACCUUCCCGAAAACGAUUUGAAAAAGUUAUGUGAUAUCGUGUGCAGUAUUUUAUUAGAAGAAUCGAACGUACAACCUGUUUCCACUCCAGUGACCGUUUGUGGAGAUAUCCAUGGACAGUUUUACGAUUUAGAAGAGCUUUUCAGAAGAGGUGGACAAGUGCCUGAAACAAACUAUGUUUUUCUUGGAGAUUUUGUUGAUAGGGGUUAUUACAGUUUGGAAACGUUCACAAGACUGCUCACUCUCAAAGCCAAGUACCCUGAUAAAAUAACGUUACUAAGGGGCAACCAUGAAAGUCGGCAAAUAACCCAGGUAUAUGGAUUCUAUGAUGAAUGUAUGACAAAGUAUGGAAAUAUAAAUGCCUGGAAGUAUUGUUGUGCUGUUUUUGACCUUCUCACUGUUGCUGCUUUGAUAGAUGAGAAAAUACUGUGUGUACAUGGUGGUCUGAGUCCUGAUAUAAAAACCUUAGAUCAAAUCAGAAUAUUGGAAAGGAAUCAAGAAAUUCCACACAAAGGUGCUUUCUGUGAUUUGGUAUGGUCUGACCCAGAAGAAGUAGAUGCCUGGGCAACUAGUCCAAGAGGAGCUGGUUAUCUGUUUGGAGCAAAAGUGACCCAUGAUUUCAUAAGAAUAAAUGCAUUAUCAUUAAUUUGCAGGGCUCAUCAAUUGGUGCAUGAAGGAUAUAAAUAUAUGUUUGAUGAUAAACUUGUCACAGUUUGGUCAGCCCCUAACUAUUGUUAUAGAUGUGGAAAUAUUGCAAGUAUUUUGGAGUUCAGUACACCAGAUAAGGCUGAGCCUAAGUUGUUUCAUGCAGUUCCAGAUACUGAAAGGGUUAUACCAAGCAGAAAUGUUACACCAUACUUCUUGUAAUCUAAUCGAAAAUAUAUUUUAAUUGUCUUUUA
This is a messenger RNA of Phaedon cochleariae (mustard beetle), 1027 nucleotides long. The record is from the annotation of a GenBank genome assembly. NCBI's taxonomy places the organism in Eukaryota, Metazoa, Arthropoda, Insecta, Coleoptera, Chrysomelidae.